Molecule: messenger RNA, 1330 nt
Organism: Amborella trichopoda
Lineage: Eukaryota; Viridiplantae; Streptophyta; Magnoliopsida; Amborellales; Amborellaceae
Gene: FIP37
Product: FKBP12 interacting protein 37
Biological process (GO): regulation of alternative mRNA splicing, via spliceosome; mRNA modification
Cellular component (GO): nucleus
Source: RefSeq, a predicted model, not a curated record
GCAAGGCUUAGUUACUGUAAAUUGAGGCGCUCAAAUAAAUGGAGACGUCCAAAUUAAUACUUUAAACAGGAGAAACAAACUAGGUCUGAGAGCUCUUAUGGCUUCCCACUCUCACAUUGACGAUGAUGAUGAUUUUGGUGGCGAUUACCCUGGAAGUCAUAGUUCCAGACGCACAGGAAGUAAAAGGGGUUUUGGGGAUCUAGAUGACGAUGAUGAUGACUUCUUUGCAUCCAAGAAGGGGCAUGCUGAUGUACAAGAAAGUGUACCCGGGGUGACUACAGGAAUGAUAUUGUCCCUGCGUGAGAGCCUCCAAACUUGUAAGGAUUCCCUUGCAUCAUGUCAGGCAGAGCUUGAAGCAGCAAAGUCAGAGAUUCAGAAGUGGCAUUCUGCCUUUCAAAAUGAGCCAACUAUAACUCAUCCAGAACCUGCUCUUGUAGUAAACUAUUUGCAAAACCUGAGAUCUUCUGAGGAGACGUUGAAGGAACAGCUGGAAAAGGCAAGGAAAAAAGAAGCUGCAUUUAUUGUAACGUUUGCAAAGCGAGAGCAGGAAAUUGCAGAAUUGAAGUCUGCUGUUAGGGAUCUGAAGGCACAAUUGAAGCCACAAUCAAUGCAGACAAGGAGACUACUGCUGGAUCCUGCAAUACAUGAGGAAUUCACACGCUUAAAGAAUCUGGUAGAGGAGAAAGAGAAAAAAGUAAAGGAGUUGCAAGACAAUGUUGCUGCUGUAAAUUUUACACCACUAAGUAAAAUGGGAAAGAUGUUAAUGGCCAAAUGCAGGACUCUGCAAGAUGAAAACGAGGAUAUUGGGAAGAUGGCUUCAGAAGGAAAGAUCCACGAUCUGUCAAUGAAGCUUUCACUGCAAAAAUCCCAAAAUACAGAUCUCAGGCAUCAGCUCCAAGGAGUGUGCGAGUACAUGGAGGAGCUCAGUGAAAGUGUGGAAAAAUCAAAUGAAUUGGUUAGUGUGCUUCAGCAGACCUUGGAGGAGAAAGACUCUGAACUGAGAAGGCUGAGAGAGGAACUUGCUCAGAGAGCAGCAAGAGAAAAUGGAAAAGAUGACAGUGAUGAUAAGAAGAUAGCUGAAGAUGUGAACUCAGAAAAUACUGAGUGAGCCAAUUGUCCAAUAGUCUCUUGUUUUUUGUUCUCGAACUUUGUAACUCCGAAUGCCCUUUUUUAUUUUUAGGGAACUGCCUAAUUUUUUUUUUUUACGGUUAAAGCAUUUGAGGUCGAUUAUUUUGUGACGAGCUUCAUUUUUUUGGGCCGAAGUGUAACUCUAUUUACCGUAUGGAAUUUGUUCCAUUGUAUGUCACGUGGCAUUUUAGCUUUCUGUGCA